This is a messenger RNA of Asparagus officinalis (garden asparagus), 1855 nucleotides long. Its product is annotated as serine/threonine-protein kinase SAPK7-like. NCBI's taxonomy places the organism in Eukaryota, Viridiplantae, Streptophyta, Magnoliopsida, Asparagales, Asparagaceae. The coding region runs from base 315 to 1409 and encodes 364 amino acids. Gene Ontology annotation, biological process: intracellular signal transduction; protein phosphorylation. The transcript has 9 exons. Gene Ontology annotation, molecular function: ATP binding; protein serine/threonine kinase activity. The record is from RefSeq and is a predicted model, not a curated record.
CAAAUACUCCCGUCGUUCUCCAAAACCUCAAAUAUUCCCACGGUUCUCCCAACCCUCUCAAGAAACAGCAACGAAACCCUCGUUCUCAGAUCAAAACAAACCCAAAAUUAAACGAUUUAAAAAAAAAAAACCGCAAAAGAAAAAAAAACACAAAGCAACAAAAUAAUAAUAUAAAGAAAUCGUCCGAAAUCAUCGUCACCAUCAUCGUCGUCACCAGAAACCAGCAGCGGUGAUCCCACGUGCCUCGAUUCCCAGCGCAGCCCUCCGCCCAUAAAAACCCUAGCUUUCCUCGAAUGAGCUAGCUAGGGCCGGCGAUGGAGAGGUACGAGCUCGUGAGGGACAUCGGAUCGGGGAACUUCGGGGUGGCGAGGCUGAUGAGGAACAAGGGGACCAGGGAGCUCGUCGCCGUGAAGUACAUCGAGAGGGGCCACAAGGUUGACGAGAAUGUGGCGCGGGAGAUCAUCAACCACCGGUCGCUGCGGCACCCGAACAUAAUCCGGUUCAAAGAGGUCGUGCUGACGCCGACGCACCUGGCGAUCGUGAUGGAGUACGCCGGCGGCGGCGAGCUUUUCGAGAGGAUCUGCAACGCCGGGAGAUUUAGCGAAGAUGAGGCGCGUUAUUUUUUCCAGCAGCUUAUUUGCGGAGUCAGCUACUGCCACUUCAUGCAAAUAUGUCAUAGAGAUUUGAAGCUGGAGAACACCCUGCUCGAUGGGAGCCCGGCGCCCAGGCUCAAGAUUUGCGAUUUCGGAUACUCCAAGUCGUCUGUGCUCCACUCGAGGCCCAAAUCUACGGUGGGGACGCCGGCGUAUAUUGCACCCGAGGUUCUCUCUCGGCGAGAGUACGACGGCAAGCUGGCGGAUGUGUGGUCAUGUGGUGUUACCUUGUACGUGAUGCUGGUUGGUGCCUAUCCUUUUGAGGACCAAGAUGACCCAAAGAAUUUCCGCAAGACCAUUGGAAGAAUAAUGUCAGUCCAGUACAAAAUACCAGACUAUGUUCGCAUAUCCCAGGACUGCAGGCAACUACUAUCCCGUAUUUUUGUUGCCAACCCAAUGAGGAGAAUUUCAAUUAGAGAAAUAAGGAACCAUCCUUGGUUCUUGAAAAACCUGCCGAGGGAGCUAACAGAAGUUGCCCAGGCCGCAUACUAUAAAAGGGAUCAAAGUGCUCCAACCUUCUCCCUUCAGAGCAUCGAAGAUAUCAUGAAAAUUGUGGGAGAAGCUAGGACUCGUCCACCGAUAUCCAAGUCCAUUUCUGGAUAUGGAUGGGCCCAAGAGGAAGAAGACGAAGAAGAGGGAGACGCGAAGGAGGAAGAAGAGGGAGAGGAGCCCAAUCAGGAGGAAGAGGAGGAAGAAGAUGAAUAUGAUAAGAGAGUCAAGGAAGUUCAUGCCAGCGGUGAAUAUAAGAUAAGUUGAAGGACCGAGAUUGUCAAUAUAUAGUGCUUUUCAUUGCCUCAUCUGUUGCUAGUUACCGAAGCGUCUAGGUUUUCCCUCUGGGGAUCUUUUGGUUUGAAAGUGAUGUGUAUUUCUAUAAUUUUGUAUAAUUAUGAAUAUCAAAUGCAUAAAUCUUUGUCUUCAAGUUAUCAAUUUGACUCCUAGGUAGGAGUUAUUUUUGGAAGAGUCAUGAGUAGUCCUGUCAUUGUGUAGUUAAUGAUACCCAAGCACAAAGCUACAUUAUGUAUGCAUGCAUGUGUAUAUGUAUGUGUUUAGUGUCUUUUAUGAAGUUUUUGUAUAAUUAUGAUAUUGAAAGCGUGUUGUAAACGAUAACCAAGUGUAAAGAUCUCCUUCUAUAGUGUUGGUUAUCUAGUUUACUGAAAAUUUUGAUGUAAUGUUUGCUAACAUUUCAAUUUUUCUUCAAAAUA